Messenger RNA from Entrophospora candida, 672 nucleotides. The record is from the annotation of a GenBank genome assembly. NCBI's taxonomy places the organism in Eukaryota, Fungi, Glomeromycota, Glomeromycetes, Entrophosporales, Entrophosporaceae.
AUGGAAGAAUUUAAAAAUCAAAACGGUUACAUUUCAAAUUCACGGCAAGUAGAAGAUGUAAUAAUGCAAAUAGAGGAAAAAAUACAAAAUAAUAAAGAAUGGCAUGAAAUUUUUUCAGAAUUCUUUAUAAAAAUUAGAAUGAAUGAGACAAAUAUGAUGUUUACAACAGAAUUAUUAGUAUUUUCAUCUGAUCUAGAAAAACUAUUGAUGAAAAAUAUAGAUUGGCUAAUACAAGAAUUAAAUUGUAAAAAUGUUAACUCUACGAUUAAAAGGAAAAAAGAAGAUGAAGAUUUUUCAAACGCUAAUAAAAUUCAAAGAUUGAUUAAACCACAGGAUGUACGGACUACUAGUAAAGAAACUAACCCCGAGAUUGAGAAAAGAAUUGAAUCAUUUAUUCAAUUUAAAAAACCAGACAUGAACGAUCCUAGUGAUCAAAACAAUUCUACCAGUUCUGAUAAUUUUAAUGUUUCUUCUGAUGCCAAAACUGAUGAUACAGCGGUGGAAAUUAAUCGUAAUGAAUUCGGUGUGGUAAAUAAUAAUGACAACGAUGAUGGUGUUGAGGAAAGGCUUCAAAAUAUUGAAAAACAUUUGAAUAAACGACCAAUCGUCAAAAGUGUUCCUCAUGAUGUUUAUGAACGAUUAAAAGUGUUGGAAGAUAAAAUAAUGAAAUAG